ACGGGGCCAUGGAGCACAUGUGGUGGAAGUGGUUGCUUGCUUUGCAAGGCUCAGCACUGAUGACAGGAAACAAGAUGUGGGAGCAUCUCAUCCGCCUGUCCAUCUCCGCCGCUUUCCGUCCACUUGGCAGUCAACCAUCUUUGAUUUUACACAAUUUAGAAAGAUAUAUUGUUCAUAAAUCAAUUACAGUAAAUGUUUCUAUUCUCUGGUAGUAAUUGUUUUAAACUGUGGUUAAACCUUCCGUAUCCCCUGAGCCUUUUACUGGUCACUUUGUGUUUUAUUGAGUGUACUGGAUUGGAGUUUCCAUGGAAACAGCCACGUUACGAAUGUCACAGCCUCUGCUCCAGCUGAGGUCAUUGAGUUACAAAACAAUUGGAUCACAAAACAACACGGUUCGGGGAGAUUUCCCUUUGUAUUUUUUUUUAAUGUUAAAAUCCACCAGGUCAUUGAAAAAGUCUAAUCUGAAAAAACACAUAAUUAAGGUCCAUAGGAGUUAUGGCUUGAUACUCUUGUGAGAAUUUAAUAUUGCGGCUACAGUUAUUUCUUUUUCUUUCUUUUGGGUACGAUCAUCUUGUACAAUGUCUUGUUUGAACACGAUUUUUUCAAUAGAGUAGUUUAAAAAAAAGUUAAAGAUUUACUUUAUCCCUCUGGUGAUUGUGUCUGUCUCUUUAAACGCCGUACCUUUAAAUUGUUCGUUAUUGUACACAACUACAUAUCCCAUAAUCCUCUAUACGAUCCUCAAUGGGUGUUCUUAAUAAUCAGGUCAACCAAUGCCAUGCCCUCGUUGGCGAGCGCGUACUUCGAAUUGCAACCAUUUUAUCCAAUUGCGUCGCGGUGUUCUGAUGUUUAUAAAACUCCGGCCAAUAAGAGCGGCCUUGGGUGACUCCAGCCAAUGCUGGCGGACUUCAGCACAACCAAUCAGAUCAAAUGUAGUGUUUAAACAGUCGACGCGGGCGGUGCUGAGAGAGCUUCGGGGCGUGCCGAGCAAGUCGGGACUUAUGGUUGGAUUUGAAUUCGGCCAGCAAUUUCAAACAUUAGUAGUUUGUGUUGCUCCAACUUGGAAAAGCGAGGGAGUCAUUUGAAGACAAGCUUCCCUAUAAAGAUAGUUUUAAAUUUGCACGUGUUUCGUUGUAUCUAACACUUGAGUUUAAAUCGCUGCUACAUAGGUCGCCGGUGGGAAGAUUCAAAAUACUGUACAUUGAGUACAAUUGCAAUGAAAGCCGGUGUCCACUGCCAUUGCCCAAAAUGCUACUCCGUCCCGGUUCGAAAGAGGGUCCGCCUGCGCACGCCAACCAUCACUUUGUUGAGUCUACCCAAGGAGGUCCUUCUCUGUGUGUUCCAGUGCCUCCCUGCUGAAGACCUGCCGUCUGUCAGGGCUGUUCACUCUCAGCUUUGUGACAUUGUUGACAACCACGCCAGUGUUUGGGCUCAAACCAGCUUCAGAGACUCUUGGCCAUCCCCUAAAAAUUUGUGGUUAUUUGAAAGAGCUGCUGAAAAAGGGAAUUUUGAAGCUGCCAUCAAGUUAGGGAUCGCUUACUUGUACAACGAAGGACCGCUGCUGAGCGACGAGGGUCGCGCCGACGUGUGCGGGCGUAAAGCGUCGCACUUCUUCAGCCUGGCCGAGAGCCUGCGUUCCCCUGCCGCCGACCCGUUCAGCUGGCUGUUUAUCAGGCCGCCGUGGUCGCCCACCGGCAGCUGCUGCAAGGCGGUCGUCUUUGAGCACCUCAAGGCUGAGUGUGACAACAAGGAAAAGAAGGGUCACUUGUUGCACUGCUUGGCGAGAAUCUUGCAGCUAUUUGAGGAGGAUGACAAACAUGCUGAAGCCAUAUCCAUGUUGGAAGAGUCUUCACGUUCAGGUUGUUUGCAGAGCUCCUUUCUUGUGUGGGAGCACAACCGCAAAGAUGCUAUGUCAGAUCCCGGCAGGUACCUCCAGUGCAUUCGAACCCUCCGGGAUUGCGCUGCAAAAGGAUGCUGGGAGGCGCAGCUCUCCUUGGCCAAAGUGUGCAGCAGUGGCAAUCCACUGGGCUUGGAGGCUAAAGCCUGCGCGGACUUGGUGUCUCAACUUUUUAACACCUCCCAGAAGGCCGAACAGCAGAGCAGUGACGCUAUCUUAAGACGGGGCAUUAAGGACACCAUGAGGUAUAUUCUGGUGGACUGGCUGGUGGAGGUGACCACCAUGAAGGACUUUUCCAGCCUGAUGCUGCACGUGACCGUCGGCUGCGUGGACCGCUAUUUGGCGCUGCGCUCCGUCCCCAGGGUUCGCCUUCAGCUGCUGGGGAUUGCCUGCAUGGUGGUUUGUACACGCUAUAUCAGUAAGGAUAUUCUUACCAUAAGAGAAGCGGUGUGGCUCACGGACAACACCUACAAGUAUGAGGACCUGGUCCGAAUGAUGGGAGAGGUCGUCUCUGUGCUGGAGGGGAAAAUUAGGAGCCCUACACUGCUGGACUACGGCGAGGUGCUACUGUCCCUCCUCCCCACAGGGAGACGGACCGCUCACCUCUUCAGCUACAUCUGCGAGCUGUCCUUGCUCCACACGGCCCUGACGGCGAGGUCCGCCAAGAUGGCCUGCGCCGUGCUGCUGCUCACAAGAGCGCUGCAUCACUACGCUCCCGUGUGGCCCAGUCAGUUGGUGGAUUACACCGGCUUCUCCAAGCAAGACCUCACUCAGCUCGCCGUGCUGCUUUAUGUCAAGUGCUUCAAUCAAGAUGCUCCGACAGACUACAGACACGUGUCUCUGACUGGUGUGAAGCAGCGCUUCGAAGAUGACCUCUACCAGCACAUCAGCAGGGAGAAGGUGAUGGAUUACAAGGAGCUGUGUCAUAUCCUUGAGAUUCCUGAAGUGGAACCUCAGUUGGAGCCUCCCAGUCCCACUGGCCCAACAGCAGAAAUCCACGUCUUCCUUGCCUCACCUACCAGUACCAGUAAAAAGAGCCGCGACGCUGGCACGCAGACCGACCGAGGCAGCCGAGUGACCACGCCCACCGCAGAGCUGUCCAAUCAGGAGCAGAGUUUGCUGGGCGACAUCCUGGACUGGAGUCUGGACACGACCUCCUCUGGCUACGAGGGUGACCACGAGGAGAGCGAGUGGGAGAAAGAUGGAGAUUUUUCCAUGAUACCCAUCGAUAUGGACGCCAUCCCAGACACCAGUCAAGAGAAUUGCAGAGCGCUGUCCAGCGACGAAGAGGACGAAAGCGACCAGGCCCGCCUUCCCAAAGAACCACGUAGCCUUUUCUUUUCCAAGGACCUUCAGAGUUCGGGCUACUCGUCGGUGCCGAGUGCCAGCUCGACGUCUUUGUCGCGCUCCCCCUCUUCCUCUUCUCUUGUCCCGUGCUCGUUCAAAACUUUUGCCGCUUACCCCAACCAGGCCGCCUCGGCUCAUUCCCAGCCGGGCUUUCGCCUUUUGGUCCCCAUGCAAAGGCCCCGGGGCCACUCCAGCAAACAAGUGAAGCGGAAGAACUCUGCGGCGCACAGUGGAGGUGAGGUGGAGAGGGAAGAUGAAAAAGAGGAAGAGGCGGAAGAUGAGCAGUAUUCAGCCAAUGUGGGCUUCCGGAUUCUGUAGACAGCGACUGUUUCAGGAUGCACGUAAAUGCAUUUUAGGUUUAUCGUGAAAUGUCACGAUUCGAGAAUAGUGUAUGUAAAAAUGGCUUUUAAUAGAACGGAAGAAACUAUCCCAAUUUGGACCAAAGGCAUUAAGAACAGAUCUUAUUCUGGGUGAGAAAUGCAGAGUGAGGAACUCUCAUUAUUAUGAUAGAUAUAUUAUUGGAUACGUUGGUAAAAAGGAAAAACCCAUAAAAAGAAGCUCAUUGCACAUUAAUAUAAAAUUAAUAGAUUUAAUAUUAAAUCUAAUAUUAGAAUGUAAAAAAAACACUCACCACAAAAUAUUUUGUGCAACGGUCGCAACUUGAUGUAGAUGGAAUGAAGUCAUAAUUGCAGUAAAUAUCUAAGUAAAAAAGAAAAAACCUUCAUCGGCCGUAAAUAUAAAAUGAAUAAGUAUUGCGGCAAGUGAGUGGGCCGCCUUCUCUGAACCAUUGAGAGCUUAAUCUUAGGUUGUUGUUUUUUCCCCCCAUCACUAACGACGCUAAAUGUAAAAUCUUGGCAGCACUGAUGAUCACGCAGUACGUUUCAUUUUUGUUUACAGGAAGAAAAAACAUUUUAAACCUCUAGUUGUCUUUUAUGAAACUACCGACGUACCUCAGGACCUGUUUCUGUAUUUUUUUUAUUCCACAAUAACCACAGUGGAUAGUUGUAAACUGUGAGGAGACCCUAACUUUGGUUAUUUUGGGUUUUGUCGGUUUUUCAAAUGCACUGUCCUUACAAGAGCAUCUUGUAUUUGCCAAGCCGCUGAACAAGCUGUGAGCCAAAGGUACUGUUGUUAUUUUAGUUUAAAAAAAAAAUGUGAAUCUCAACAUGUGCUCUUCAGUCAUCAGUGCAGCACACUAAAAAGACACUGCCGAGGGCUCCACAUUCAAAGUGUUAUUUAUUUUUUUAUUUUUGCCCCAAGCAGCCUCUCGUGAUAAUUAAGUCUGGCAUUUAGUUUUUUAUUUUAUGUUUAUUUUUAUAACAUUCCAGACUGAAUGCAAGUGGAUUAUCAUUUGAUACUCCGGUUUAACAUAAUUUCACAUGGCUGCGUUGUCGUGGAAAAUAGAUCGGACAGGUUCAGAAAUUCAUUUUUUUGAUAUGGUAGUUGACUGAACAUUCAUAUUAUUAUGAUAUCAAUAUGAAUAACAUCAGUUGUUGGACUGGUUCUCACCUGUGUCUUCUGAAAUGUACUGUACUUUUGUGCACAGUAUGUGAAGAACAAAUGUGCUACUACUACUUGAAAAUGUGCUUGAAACAAAUCUGUUCGUUCACACGUUAGGUAGUAUUUUUCUACCAUACAGUACACACUUGUGAUGUUUUUGAAUGUGGGUUUUUUUUUUCAAAUAAAUCAUGGAUUGUGAAACUU
Molecule: messenger RNA, 4945 nt
Organism: Syngnathus typhle (broad-nosed pipefish)
Lineage: Eukaryota; Metazoa; Chordata; Actinopteri; Syngnathiformes; Syngnathidae
Gene: ccnf
Product: cyclin F
Exons: 17
Coding region: 1214-3559 (781 amino acids)
Biological process (GO): regulation of cyclin-dependent protein serine/threonine kinase activity; mitotic cell cycle phase transition
Cellular component (GO): cytoplasm; nucleus; cyclin-dependent protein kinase holoenzyme complex
Molecular function (GO): protein binding; cyclin-dependent protein serine/threonine kinase regulator activity
Source: RefSeq, a predicted model, not a curated record